Rhizoctonia solani is the source of this 453-nucleotide messenger RNA. RefSeq lists its product as uncharacterized. The transcript has a single exon. Lineage: Eukaryota; Fungi; Basidiomycota; Agaricomycetes; Cantharellales; Ceratobasidiaceae. Bases 1 to 453 code for a protein of 150 amino acids. The record is from RefSeq and is a predicted model, not a curated record.
AUGAGCAAGUGCACCAAGCAAAUGGUUGAAGAUUUGCAACUUACAGAGGCUGCAAGGAGUCAAGGAUUUCCCUUUCUGUGCUCCAAGGCACUUGAUCCCAUGGGGUUGCAACUAUGCUAUGUUAUCAAUCCGGGCACAUUUAGGAUCAUUCAGCUCUCCAACUUGAUUGUACCCAUAACAAGCCAGGAGCAGAUCAACAGCAGCCCCUCACAAUGCUCCAACGCAGCACCACUUCAAUCUCCUCCCCCAUCCCCUAGACCUGCCAAGCGUUCCCAUCCUCUAGGACAAGUGAAUCCAAUCAGUUUGUCCAACAUCUAUGCAGCACUUGUUUGCCCCAGGUCCUUUGAAGCUUUUUCCUCACAAUUGCUUGAUUAUCAGGCCAAAGCCAGCCAGCAGCAAAAAACAGCCAUUCAAGCUUCAGUACUGGACGCAAAUUGUGGAUGUGAUGAAUGA